Molecule: messenger RNA, 807 nt
Organism: Vigna unguiculata (cowpea)
Lineage: Eukaryota; Viridiplantae; Streptophyta; Magnoliopsida; Fabales; Fabaceae
Product: GRF1-interacting factor 3-like
Source: RefSeq, a predicted model, not a curated record
ACUUGGAAGGGUGGUUUGUGGAGAAGAGAAAGGGUUAGGGUUUUGUUUUGGAUUCUGUUUUUUUGGUUACUUGCUGUGAAGAAGAAACAAGAAAAUGUUCAACGCUGAUCCUUCAUUGCCUAAUGUUUCUACCCUCACCACUGAACAGAUUCAAAAGUACUUGGAGGAGAAUAAGGAGCUGAUAUUGGCAAUAUUGGAAUAUCAAAACCUGGGAAAGUUUGCUGAAAUAGCACAAUGUCAAGCCAAACUUCAGCAUAACUUGACUUAUCUGGCCAAACUUGCUGAUGCUGGUUCUCAGUCACCGACCCCAUCUCAGGGGCAAGGCAUGCGCCAACUCCAAGGUGCUAUGUCUCAGCCACAACCCGAUCUCUCUACGAACUUCCCCUUUGAGAUAAUGAAUGAUCAGCAACAACAGUUGCAGCAACAGCAUGUGACAAUGUCUCUACAUCAACCAGACAUCCCUUCUUCGAAGUUGCCUUUGCAGAUGAAUGAGCAAAACUAUAAGAUGCCACUUUUCCUCUAUCAGCAACAACCCAUCCCUGGAGCACCAAUGGUUAACUUUCCUGGUACUAAUGCUGCCAUAUAUCAGGCUUCUCAAAUCAGAUUCGGCAAUCUUCCAGAUACUCCAUCAAGCAACCAAACUGGCUCAGAUUCUGUUCCUGGCUGGUCUUAGAGAAAUUACUGUCUGGGAGGACAGCACCCACAACAUUUGUUCACUCAUAUAGAAACGGAAAAUGCAUCUUAUAUUUUGUUGAAAUAACUGUUUAUUUUUGGCGUUUCUGUUCUCAUACAAAUAUUAAAAUAUUA